GCUCCGCCGCAGACGCCGCUCGGUCACCGCCGCGUUCACCUCGCGGAGCCGGGGCUGCCCGUGACACCGGGAACAGCGGGAACAGCGGGACACCGGGCAUACCGGGAACACCGGGAACAGCGGGAACAACGGGAAUACCUGUAACAACGGGAACACGGGGGCUGCCAGAAGCAGCGGCACUGCCGAGGCUGCCGGGAACACCGGGAGCAGCGGGACACCGGGACUGCCGGUCCCGCGGAGCCGGGAUCGGGGUUCCCGGCCCGGUUUGGGACGCGCCCCGGCACUGGGAGCGCAGGUCAGGCUGGGAGCGGCCAUGGGGGACACGCCUGGAGCCGGAUCCCUGCGGAGCCUCGUCCAGCUCGCCUGGCUGUGCCUCUUCUCCUCCGUGCCGCACGGCGGGGCCAAGGUGCUGGAGAAGACCUUCGAGGAGUGGCUGCGGUACCGUGACGAGUGCCUGAGGAGGAUGGCGAGCGAGCCCUACCCGGCAGGGCUGUUCUGUAACAGGACAUUUGACAUGUACGCCUGCUGGCCCGACGGGAGCCCCGGCACCGCCGUCAACGUCUCCUGCCCCUUCUACCUGCCCUGGUUUGAGAAAGUGAAACACGGGCUGGUGAGCCGCAGGUGCGGCACCGACGGCCAGUGGGUGACAGUGAACGGCAGCCAGCCCUGGAGGGACUAUUCCCAGUGCGAGGAUGAGCUGGAGGUCACCGCUGAGGAGGAAGGCGCCCGCCGGCUCAUGGUGAGCUUCAAGGUGCUCUACACCGUGGGCUACUCGCUGUCGCUGCUCACCCUCAUCUCCGCCCUGCUCAUCCUCACCGCCUGCAGGAACCUGCGCUGCACCAGGAAUUACAUCCACGCCAACCUGUUCGCCUCCUUCGGGCUGCGCGCCACCUCGGUGAUGGUGAAGGACGCGCUGCUGGAGCGGCGCUGGGGCGUGGAGCUGCUGCAGGUGGCGGACUGGGAGGCUCUGCUGAGCCACGAGGCAGCGCUGGGGUGCCGUGCAGCGCAGGUGCUGAUGCAGUACUGCAUCCUGGCCAACCACUACUGGUUCCUGGUGGAAGCUGUCUACCUCUACAAGCUGCUCAUCGGCGCCGUGUUCUCCGAGAAGAAUUACUACAGGCUCUACCUCUACCUGGGCUGGGGGACCCCCGUGGUGUUCGUGGUGCCCUGGAUGGCCGCCAAGUACCUGAAGGAGAACGCGGAGUGCUGGCCUGAAUGGACAUGCUUAUGGGAUCUCCGCAUCCCCAUCCUGCUUGCCUCCCUGAUCAACCUGCUCAUCUUCAUGCGGAUCCUCAAGGUGAUCCUGGCCAAGCUCCGGGCCAACCAGAAGGGCUACGCCGACUACAAGCUGAGGCUGGCCAAAGCCACCCUGACCCUCAUCCCCCUCUUUGGGAUCCACGAGGUCGUUUUCAUCUUCGCCACAGACGAGCAAACCACGGGCAUCCUGCGCUACGUCAAGGUGUUCUUCACCCUCUUCCUCAACUCCUUCCAGGGCUUCCUGGUGGCUGUGCUCUACUGCUUUGCCAACAAGGAGGUGAAGUCUGAGAUGAAGAAGAAGUGGCAGCUCUGGAAGCUCGACCACCCGGUGCUCUGCUGUGCCCAGUGAGGGGCUGCUGGCCACGAUGGCCACAGGGCCUGGCUGCAGGAAGCUGUGCUGGGCAGUGCCCACCCAGGAUGGCCAGGCUGGCACGGGUGUCUGGCUGUGCCACACUGGAGCUGCUGGAAGGGACAUCCCUGCUGUGACCCAAGGGGAGGUGGCACCUCUGGCUCUUAGCAGGCACUGCUGUGUGGGCAGCCUCUCCCAGGACACCUCCCACACACAGGGAGCCCCUGGACACCCACACCCCCCUGGGCACCUGUGGGAUCACAGCAGGCAGGGGCAGCCUGGCCCUGCAGGGGCAAUGGGAGGUGCUGCCACACCCUGGGCCACACCACAGCCUGUCCCUGUCCCCGUGUCCCAGCCCAGGACCGUCUCACCAGGCCUCCCCAGCCACCCUGUGAAGCUCUGCACAGCGAGGGGCUGCUCCUGCUGCCUCCCUCAUCACUGACACAGAACAGCAGCUCCAUCCCCUCCUCGCUGCCCUGCACAAACCCCUGGUGCCCCUGCCAUGGGCAGAGCCAAGGAUGGAGCCCCAGAACCACCUGGGAGUGAAGGAUUUGAGAGCAGCAGCUCACUGGGGCAGAGCCCAAGCUCCCCCAUGCCAGGUUUAGUGCCCAGCCCAGCCUCCCCUGCUCUGUGGAGGAAAAGCUGGAUUGCCAGCCUGGCAGGAGCUCAGCAACCAAAGGCUAAAAUCCUGGCAGUUUGCUUUCCAGGGGGGUGCCAAAGCAUCCUCCUGCCCUGGCCAAGCAGGCUGUGGAUCCCGGGAAGCCCAGGGGCAAGGGAAGCAGCAGAGGUGGUGUGGUUUGAGCAGGGCUGCUCCUGUCCUGGGGGAGCCCAGAGCAGCUGGAGACACCCCCAGCCCCAGCCCCUUGCUCCAGCCCGUGGGAGCAACACAGACACUGCCAGAGCUGUUCCCAUCACAUUCCUUCCUUUCACGAGUCCCCUCCAGGCGGGAGGAAGCAGCUGGGAGCUCCAGGAGAUGCCCAUGGACACAGGAGGUUCUCCAGGCCCUGCCCUUCCCCGAGGGGCUGGGGGAGCCUCUGCCAGUGCCUCAGGGAGGAGCUGCCUCGAGCACACAAAGCAAAGAGGCUGCACCAGCCUGGAGUCACAGUCCUGGAUCGAUGGAACCCCCACGAGACCAAUUUACACAUUAACUCUCUUUUCAGAUGUAAAUAAAUAUUUAUUUUUCAACAAGCAGA
This is a messenger RNA of Zonotrichia leucophrys gambelii, 2799 nucleotides long. RefSeq names its product glucagon receptor-like. Gene Ontology annotation, cellular component: plasma membrane. The record is from RefSeq and is a predicted model, not a curated record. Gene Ontology annotation, molecular function: glucagon receptor activity; peptide hormone binding. The coding region runs from base 314 to 1606 and encodes 430 amino acids. The transcript is spliced from 14 exons. NCBI's taxonomy places the organism in Eukaryota, Metazoa, Chordata, Aves, Passeriformes, Passerellidae. Gene Ontology annotation, biological process: adenylate cyclase-modulating G protein-coupled receptor signaling pathway; cell surface receptor signaling pathway.